UAAGAAGAAGAAGAGAAGAAGAAGAAGUGAAGAACAGAAAAAAUAGAAAAAAGAAGGAAAACAUACUUGGCGACGAUGCAACUCAGCGAUGGCGCGACUCAGCGAUGGCGGCGGCGGACAGAAAUGGGUUCAGUAGGAAUGACUCCUAAGCGCCGAACUAAGAGAAAAUCACCAAGUAUAAGUAAAAAUCACACUGAUCAUGAACAAGCUAGUCAAAACAUAGAAAGUACCUUGAAUAACCAAAGAGAUAUAGUUUCAAAUCAACUUCAUGUUGAUGUGCAAGGAAUGACUCCUAAGCGUCGAACUAAGAGGAAAUCUCGUUUUAAACUCCAAGAUGAGUUAGAUAUGCAACCGCCAAGUAUAAGUAAAAAUCACACAGAUCAUGAACAAGAUGGUCAAACAUAGAAGGUACCUUGAAUAACCAAAGAGAUGUAGUUUCAAAUCAACUACAUAUUGAUGUGCAAGGUAAUGCCCCACUUGUUGAAAACAUAUCUUCAGUUCCAGACCAGAAUGAUGAUAUGAACCAGGAAUAUAAUGAAGCUAGUGAAAAUGAACAUAAUGUUAAGAGGAAAAAAAAGAGGUCCUACAUUUCUCAAAGAAAUUUGGGACCGACCAAGUACACUGCCACGCAUUAAAAUUCUAUGUGAUGAUAUGGGACGUCCUAUAGGAACCAAAAAAAAAAAAAAUUUACUGAUUUCUUGGGUUCUUUAGCAAGGAAUGGUAAGUAUUGUCCAAUUGAUAUAGAAGAUUGGCACAAAAUGCCAAUGGACAAAAAGAAAGACAUGUUAAAUGUUAUAAAGGUAACUGAAUUACUUUGUAUAAUUUUAGGAUUUAAAAAUUGUAAUUUAUGCAAUAAUAAUUUGUCUAUAUAUUUUUUUUAUAGAAUAAGUAUGCCCUUCCUUUAGGGACGAAAAAUUGGACAUUAUGCUCAAUAGCAAAAAAAUAGAGAAAUUGGAAGUCUGAACUAAAAAGAAAGUACUAUGAUCUUGAGUUGUCAAUUCAAAUUCUUUUACAACAAAGAGAUGAAAGAGCUCAAGUAGAACAAUAUAUGAGACUAGUUGCUUUUUGGAACACAGAAAAAUCAAAGGUAUGUAUUUUAUUUAUUUAAAAUAUAAUGUUAGUAGACUUUUAUUUUAUGUAUUAUGUGUAAUUUAAUAUAUUAGGAAAGAAGUGAAAAGAAUAAAAAUGCAAGAAAGCAAAGGAUAAUGAAUCAAACCACGAGAAGGACAUCUUUUUCUCAAGUGCAACAAACAUUGG
Messenger RNA from Zingiber officinale, 1257 nucleotides. RefSeq lists its product as uncharacterized. NCBI's taxonomy places the organism in Eukaryota, Viridiplantae, Streptophyta, Magnoliopsida, Zingiberales, Zingiberaceae. The transcript has 6 exons. The coding region runs from base 76 to 405 and encodes 109 amino acids. The record is from RefSeq and is a predicted model, not a curated record.